AGAAAACUCGUUUUAUGCAAGAAGGGGAAGCAGGGCAAAGCAGCUGUGGACCUGUGUAAGGACAAAGGACGCUUUUCAAUCUACAGAGUUACGGCGCCUGUUGUUGUUGGUUUGUGCUGGAUCGCGCCCUCCCCGGCUGGAAUUACCUACCGCCUCGACCAUGGCAUCCUCUACAUCCCUCUUUGCGCCCAUCAGGAAUUCCCUCUCCCACACACGUUCAGAGAUCACUCACAGAGUCCGAAGCAUUUCCACCUCGUCCUCCUGUAAAUAUGCUCGCGGAAAGGCCUCCCUCGUGGCUAAGAACAGUUCAGCAAUAACAACAGCACCGACCAAGCAGAUCAAAAAUCCGUUUAUGGCCCCUGCCAACUCUGUAUUAGCAUAUAUCGGACCCUAUGCUGCAUCAAUGCGUCAAGCCAAGGGCGUGGCGUUUGUCUUUGGGGCCUGUGGAUGCAUGGCUGUGCCUGCAACCCUCUUUCUCGGCAACACGGAACAUUUCUUGGCAAUCAUGGGUAAGUAGCUUUAACAAGGAAAUUUUGGGAGAUUACAAUGGACGCGAGCUGUAAGGCCACUUUGUCCUGUGCUGCUAGUAUCCUUUUCUCCCUACUGCCGUUGUCAAUUGCUAUCAUCGCCUUUAUGUCAGGGUUAUAUAUUGUAUAUUAAUA
Molecule: messenger RNA, 662 nt
Organism: Gamsiella multidivaricata
Lineage: Eukaryota; Fungi; Mortierellomycota; Mortierellomycetes; Mortierellales; Mortierellaceae
Exons: 1
Coding region: 161-517 (118 amino acids)
Source: RefSeq, a predicted model, not a curated record